This is a messenger RNA of Biomphalaria glabrata, 2569 nucleotides long. RefSeq lists its product as uncharacterized. The transcript has 3 exons. NCBI's taxonomy places the organism in Eukaryota, Metazoa, Mollusca, Gastropoda, Planorbidae. The record is from RefSeq and is a predicted model, not a curated record. The coding region runs from base 186 to 848 and encodes 220 amino acids.
CACUACAUUGACGCAGUCAAGCAUGACAGACGCUACAGAGAGUUGAACUUCAUUCUAGGUUUUAAAUAUUCAUUACAUUUUACUGCAGCCGAGUGGAAAUGUAGUGCAUUUGAGAUAUACAAUGUAAGAUUCGUUGACGUGUCAUUUUCAUUUAAUUCACAAUAUUGUGUCCAAGCACAUCCAAGAUGGCAGCAGUGCUGCUCUUCAGUCUGUCUGCACUACUAGGCCUGAUAGCUAUAGUACAUGGCCAGUCCAGUCAGGACCUGACCAUACGCAUUGUCAAAGAGAACACUAAGGACUAUCUGGACACUAAGUUAAAGGACGCGGAAGGACAUAUACUGUAUUUGUCACUGUGUAGGGGAAGCGGAAAUCAAGCAAUUGUACGCAUUAAUCCAUCGGGCGGCACAUCCGAAAUAAUGGACGAGUCCGGAGGGUUGACCAAAGACACUAAAGGCGUCACCUCUUGCAUGUUCGACUCUCCCAGCAACGUCAGCUGCAAAGAAGGGAACCACUUCUGCGAGCUGAACAACAACUGCGUGGCCGAGAUCAAAUCCUCCUGCUCGCCCAGCAACAUGAGGACCAUGCACUACGUGGACGUCACCCUCAGCAGCGCGGAAGGCUUGCUGAUCGUGGACAACUGCCUCGUGCUCUGCGAGGCCGAGGGCUACAAAGAGGUGGACGCUCUGUCGGAAGGCAACGGGAUAUCCGACCUGGCGGUGGGCCUGAUCAUCGCGGGGGUCAUCCUGGUGGCAUCGCUACUAGUGAUCGGAGCAGUGAUAUGGAAGAUACGAGACAGCAAGCUACUGAGAAAGCAUCAUGUGCAUCAUAUCCAUUACGUUGAAACGUAGCGAUGGUCAAUAAAUCUCAGGAGGAAAAGGUGCUGAUACAACUGUUCAUUCACAAUAGAAAGCGUUCUUUUACACAUUUUCAUAUAUGGCGGAAAAGCUAAAAUAAACCAGAUUUUCGGUGUAUCCUGUGUACAAAAUAAAAGGAAGUGUCGAUACCUUAUAUUUUUUUUUAAAGUUGUAUUAUACUGUAACUGCAUUUCUUAGCAAGGCAGAAUCAAUGUUUUAUAAGUUCUUCCGUAUGUAGCACACAAUAAAUUCAAUAUAAAGGAAUUAUGAGACUUUCACUCCAUGGUUUAAUACUGUUUUAAAAACAGACUAGGUAAAUAACUAGUGCUAAUAUAGGAGAUUUAAUACGGAUAUCGACUGCUAGGUAUUGAAAUAUUGCUAAGAUUUUAGCUCAAUUCGUUGUUGUUUAGUUUGCAGCUAUUUAGGAGGUUCAAUUGAGUGUCCUUGACAUUGUUUUAUUUAUCGUAAAAUCUCCGAGAGCUCAUUGGACAAGGCUGACCAUUAGUUAUGAUGCAAGAGAGGAUUUGAGCCUCUCAAGCCCUUUCUCUAAUGGAGUUUGAUGAUGAUGAUGAUGAUGAUUAGUUAUGAUGCAUAUGUAUGUAAAGAUAUGGAGAUGUUACACCAAAAAUGUGGAUACUGUAACUUAUGAACUUGGAUUCUAGUGAGGUGUAGUACUUAAUCAUCGCUUUUAAUCAGCUCCAUUUAAAGAAUUUAAGAUUUAACCUAUAACCUAUACUUGUACUUUGUAUAAUCUAUAUGAGACAAAACUGUGUAAUCAACACACAAAUUAUGCACCAAAAUGCCUCAUUUAAAGGCGAAUUGCUAUUUUAUUUUUAAAAUCUCACGAUACGUUAAUAUACUAAAUAAAAAAUGAUCUUUCUUUUCUGAUAUAGCAUUUUUUUUUUCUUAAAAAGAGUAUACAUUAUUUACUUUUUACCAAUCCGAACAGAAAAGCGACAAGGGAGACAACUUACAGUAAUAGAAGUAUAUAUUAGAUCAUUUAGAAGUUAUCCCCAUUAUCGAAUGUAAAUGUUUAGACAUUGUAGAUUAAACGUACAGUAUUAUUUUUCUCAUCAAUGUGUGAGAUUUGUGGUUAAAUAGAUAACACCUAGCUACCAUGAAGAAAUGUUAAAGUCCCAAAAUGGACCAGAAAUCUUGGAGUUUUAUAUACGUUAUAUACAUUAACCUAUCAUUACUAUGCUUAAAUCCUCCAAUCUCUUUGGUAUUCAUAUUAAUAAAGCUCGAUAGAGAUAUAAUUGCGUAGUUGUUAUGAAUUUCUGUGUCCUGUGUGUAGGUGCUGAAUUAUUCUUUUAUUUUAAGUAAUGACGUAUUGACGUUUUGAAAAAGGUUUAACAUAAUGCAAGGUCAUUAAUUUUUUGUUUCUGUUCUGAUAAGGGGAGAUGAUUUAUCUUCGUCUUCGUCAAAUCCAUUUCUUCUAGUAGUCAACUGGUACUAUGUAAAAAAACAACAACGAUAAAGCCAUGUUUCUGUUAAGAACAAAAAUGUUAAUUCAAAUUCAAGUUAAUCUGACGAGAGUUCACUAUUCACAUGUAUAGCCUCCCCUUGCUAACAUUAUUGGUUUGAAAAUUUUAAAAAUAUUACAAUACUCAUGUUCAUCGGCUGUGUUCAGAUAGAGACGUAUUGAUACGAUUGUAUAGCACAUAAGAAAGUGUAAGAAUUUUUUGUUUAAUUACAUUUCGUAAUAUUGUACUGUA